This is a messenger RNA of Gymnodraco acuticeps, 2615 nucleotides long. It is a transcript of the gene ramp1, whose product is annotated as receptor activity modifying protein 1. Bases 458 to 904 code for a protein of 148 amino acids. The transcript is spliced from 3 exons. Lineage: Eukaryota; Metazoa; Chordata; Actinopteri; Perciformes; Bathydraconidae. Gene Ontology annotation, molecular function: coreceptor activity. The record is from RefSeq and is a predicted model, not a curated record. Gene Ontology annotation, cellular component: signaling receptor complex; membrane; cell surface. Gene Ontology annotation, biological process: intracellular protein transport; protein localization to plasma membrane; receptor internalization.
CCCGCCGCUCACCAACAGCGGUGUCCUCGCAGAGAGGAGCAGUGAACCCUCACACACACACACACUCAGCCUGUCCGCUCCACCGGUCCCAGGCUGGUGCGUCCCGUUACGCACCGUUUCUGCACACUCCAAAAGCGCACUCCGGAUUUCCACCAAAUCCUAAAGACUCAUUGUGGUUGAGAUAGCCACAACUUUCGGUCAGUAUGUUUCACGUGUGCAUGACAGCGGGUUUGUGACAGGAAGACUCCGGGGAGUUAGGACGAGUCUUGGCUCCACACCUCCCCCGCGGGCAAUUUGCGCAAGGUGAUACAGCAGCUAAAGGAUCCUUAACCGCGAGGCUGCAUUACAUGGAUUUCUUCACAUGAUGUCAUCCAUUACUGAAUGAGCUCCUGUCAGUUGUGCUCCUCUUCACUUCCUUCCUAAACUUCAGUCAGUGAAUCUUUGUGAGAGCAGCAGGAUGGGAUCGCAGAGCGGGGCAGCAGCAAGGCACGCGCUCCUGUUGUUCAUUGUAGUGUCUCAGUGUGUGUCGACAUUAGGGUGUGGACCCCACUAUGAAUUCGCCAUUGAGGAGUUCUGCAUGGCCAAAUUCAGACUGGACAUGCAAGAACUGGACCAGGGACACUGGUGCAUCUGGGAGGACACAGUCGAACUCUACGGCGAGCUAACAAACUGCACAUACCUGGUGGCGGAGAAGAUGGACUGCUUCUGGCCCAACAGACUGGUGGAUGAGUUCUUUAUCCGAGUCCACCAACACUACUUCCACGACUGCUCGCUGUCUGGACGGCUUCUCCAGGACCCGCCAAAUCGCAUCCUGGGGCCCUUCAUUGCAGUGCCCAUCCUGGUCACCCUCCUCAUGACGGCCUUGGUGGUGUGGAGGAGCAAGCGCAGUGAGGGGAUUGUGUAGUGAAGGGAAAAGGGGGCCAGGGUAACAGAACUCAAAACAAGAGGUACUUUUUGUCGCUAAGGUUUCGUCAUAUUCAACCCUCAGUGGCCAAAGAGUCUCUUUUUCUUGGUGGAUAUUAUUUUAAUAGGACCUGAAUCACCUCACUAUGGACCUGGAAAUGGAUCCGGUUUAUAUAUUUAAAAUCAGUGACAUUGAUUUCAAUCAUUUCUUUGGAUAACCGAGCGAAGAGAAACCAAACUGUGCUCUUGAAUCUGAUGUGGACCAGGUGUAUAGCGGAAAAAUGUUGUAAAUUUGAAAAAAAAACACUAUUGAAAGACACUGCUUCAAAUAAUCGUGGCUUCGAUGAUGAGGCCAAAACUCACACAAACAACUAUUUUUGGAGACCAAGAAAGUAACUGUUACAUACUACACAACACAGGCUACGAAAUGACAGUUACUCCAACUUCUCUAAAGGAACCCAGGUAUAUCAGAUGUUAUGUGCAAAUAUACAUAUACUGUAAAUAUACACAGUGUGUACAAUAAGGGGCGCAACUGUCAGUGAAUUGUCAGAAUGUCUUUAUAACACAUAGUCAAGAAACCAUAUUACACUAAAUUAAUUUCUAUCGGAUGCAAAUUCUGUGUUUCCAUGUCAUGCAAAGACACCCCAUUUUAACACAUGUGCAUUAUUUGGAAUAUAUCAUCUUUAUCGUGCAGAUGACUUAUAGUCACACAUUCAAGAUACAGUGGGAGAAGAAUCUGUCUGUUUUUAGUUUUAAUUUUUAAUUUCCCCCGCUCAUCAGACCUCAUGCCCUCAAUCUAUAGGCAUACCCAGAGCUUAGUCUCCCUCUGAAUGGAAAACGGAGAUAGGUUUCUGCUGCAUAUUGCAAACUGAUCCAACUGGUGGAAAAAUGCAGGAGAUAAUGAUGUCACAUACUGAGGAUUGGCAGGUGUGUGAUACAGGUGAAAAACAGCAUGGCACCGAGAAGACUGUCACUAGGGUCAAGGCCCCAAUUUGGAGGGACUGUGAUGACAGCUUUCCUCCUCCACAACCAAAAUGAAGAACUGCCAGCAAACACACAGGUAGAUGAAGCUGAAAGCAGAGACUUUGAACGCCAAGGUAAAUAGUGCAGAAGUUUAGGGAAUGCAGACAGUUAAUUAGCCGAAACAUAUCACAGUCUUUCUGAUUUUCCUCCCUCACACACCUCUCCUAUCCGUGUUUGUUACCAUAUACAAAGACACUAUCCGAACGAUUUAAUUUAGGCAGCUAUGUGAAAAUGUUCCAAGAAAGAAAAGAGAACAAACAGUAGGAAAAUCACAAAUCUCACUACAGAGAGAACAGAAAGCGAUGGAUUAGCCAACGCACAUCUCUGCUGAACACUGCCUAAAGCACAGUUUGUGUAUCAUGGACCUUAGGUUUUAUUGAUUUGUGAUCUCUCCGUUUGGAAGAGUGCGCUGCGUGAACUGUUUUCUCAUUGAUAUUUUUGAAUGCUCUCUUUCCUUUAUAUAUUCAUUGACCUGUAACCUGCCUGUCAGCAUAACACUCUAAAGCACACCCACACUUACACAACAUGAUCUUACCUUUUACUUUGUGCCAAAUUCUCUUGGAAACCGGGCAACGUUCGCUUUGAAAUGUCUAAUUUUCUGUUGGAAUGACUUCGAAUUAUUGACAUUUAAUCUAUGAUCAUGACAAAAGUUGAAUAAAACGUCUGAUCACUGUCUGAUACACUUGGGA